AUGAUAUCUCUUAGGCAUCACAUCCUUUAUUGGGUGGUGUCGUUCUCAACACCCCCCCUAGCCGCGCUCCGAAAGAUUCUCGCCGAUCGUGGAUUCAUAUCUGAUAUUCUCAACGAUUUUGAGUUUCCCAUCGUCGGUCUGGUGUUAUAUUUCCUUUCGCGCUGGACGAUGAAAUUACUUGAAGACGCCAAACAGAGGAAUAAGCAGGAAGCGAAACCCAGCGGUCUUAACACUUCAGCGCAGCCAGAUCAAUCAGAAAAAGAGUCCAUUGCAGAGACAGCCACCAACGGCAACGUCAACAGCAAAGCCAACGGUAAUGGAAAUGGCAAAAAUGCGAGGAAGAGAUUGGCCAGAGCUCAAAGAAAGGCUCGUAGGCAAAAUGGGAACAGCUCCAACCAGAAUAGGAACACCUCGAAUCAGAACAGGAACGGCUCGGCUCAGAAUAAGAAGAACCAGAGCCAAAACAUAAACAGCUCGAAACAAAACGGAAAAGUGAGAUCCAACAGGAAUAGAACACCGGUACAGCUGGACCUGAACAAAAUCUCUAGGAAAAGACUUCAGAAGACCCCUCCUAUAAGCUGGGAGGGGUCAAUCAGGCGAGCCGUGAGCUACUUCAUUGAACAUCAUCUAGAAGAAUUGUACUUCCUCAGCCUCAUACUUCUUUUCACUCGUGAGAAACUACCUGGACUUGAACAGAACCUGGGAGGGGAUUACGACCAGAUGGUGGCACGAGUCUUGAUAACCUUCAUGAUUUUAGGCACUCUGGAGCCGCUGAGGUGUUCUCGAUGGGAUAUUGAGGCUUGUGGUCUUGGAAUGUUUACCUACUGUUGUGUAUUUUGCGACGAAGGUCCAGGCCCAUGGAAAUCUGCAGUGAUGGGAGCCAUUGGUCUCUGCUCGAUCGGAGGAUUGAUCGAAUGUAUGUUUUACAUCAAGAUCGGCCACUGGGUUUGCUGGCCUGCGUUGUGGUUGACAAGCGACAACCUCGGCGUAUUCGACAUGCUCGUUCGUAUCUCGGCACUUGGACCACUGAUCGAUAUUGCUGAGACGUACACGCGGUACUCCCACAAGCUAUUCGUCGCGACAACCUAUCUUAUAUUUCCCUACAUCAUCGGUCUCUUACUACGGGCACUGCCAAAUGUAGGCAGACACAAUACAUUAAAUGCUGCAGAUAGAUUGGACUUGGUAACACACACGGAAAAGCACGAGGCGGAUCUUGACUUGAGCGAAUAUACUCUAGCCCAGCUUUGCGGGUUGCACACAUGCGAGGCACCGUCCAACUUGUAG
Molecule: messenger RNA, 1284 nt
Organism: Fusarium venenatum
Lineage: Eukaryota; Fungi; Ascomycota; Sordariomycetes; Hypocreales; Nectriaceae
Source: RefSeq, a predicted model, not a curated record